Molecule: messenger RNA, 696 nt
Organism: Salvelinus sp. IW2-2015
Lineage: Eukaryota; Metazoa; Chordata; Actinopteri; Salmoniformes; Salmonidae
Source: RefSeq, a predicted model, not a curated record
ACAGAUAGAACCAAACGUGUGCGCGAGGGAGUUCCCCCAAAACAAACCCCGUGCACGUGGCUGGAGAAAGGGGUGGAGCGAACCUCUUUGUUAUUACGAUGUUUUCCACGGCCACAAGAAACUUUGUGGAGGAGAUAGGUGAUGAUGAUGGCAGCUUGAUCCCUGUGUCCAGUCUGAUUGACUCAGACAAACUGGUCCCUCUCUCACUGGUUGUGAAACGCAAGCGUUUUUGGAUUUGGCAGAAACCCAAAUACCUGCCCACUGAUUUUACCCUCAGUGAUGUGCUGACUGGAGACACACCCUUAACCCCAGUUGUGGUCAAGACUGAUUUCCUAAAGUACCAAGGGACAUUUGGUGACAACAAAUCWGGAAACUUUGAGUCAAAUUUGGUUGCUGUAAACCUUAAAGUGGAGGGGAAAGACACAUCUAAACUGCAGUCGUCCUUCGGCAGCCUGAAGAAAGAGGAGGUGGAUGUACAGAAGUUGCUGCGCGAYUCCAAAGACAAUGAGUCCGUCAGACGCAAGAGGCAGUGGUGGACCAGGGACGGAUCUCUGUUUAGUGAGUCGUCACGACCAGAGGCAGCAGGUAAGGAUGACCAAGGGACGUCUCUGUUUAGUGAGUCCGUCAGACCCGAGAGCAAGUUGGAGAUGACCAGGGACGAUCUCUGUGUUAGUGAGUCCGUCAACGCAGAGGCAG